Messenger RNA from Theileria annulata, 390 nucleotides. RefSeq lists its product as uncharacterized. The transcript has a single exon. NCBI's taxonomy places the organism in Eukaryota, Apicomplexa, Aconoidasida, Piroplasmida, Theileriidae. The record is from RefSeq and is a predicted model, not a curated record. The coding region runs from base 1 to 390 and encodes 129 amino acids.
AUGGCACUAAACCUUAACUGUAACCAUAAGGAUGCUGCAGAGAAUUAUGGUGAUUCGGACUGUCCAUAUUUGACAGCUUCAUUUGUCUUUGCUGGUCUAUCUAUGAUGCUUAAUAUUCGACUUGCUUAUAGUUCUGCUCCAUAUGCACUCAUUAGAUACAAGUUACCUGAGAAUCUUUUUAGUGUGUUUGUUAGAAGAAUGGCUAGUGCCUUGGAACUCUGGUGUCUGCCAAGUAUGCUUCUGGGUAACAUACUUGAUACAGGUUCAAAACUAUUAUUCACCAACGAAGUCAUCACCGACGACAGCGACGGCAAGAAACUUAAGCAAUGGACUAUCAUUAUUCCUUCCAUAUUUACUAUGUGGUCAGACUUUAUCACUUAUGUAACAUAA